Molecule: messenger RNA, 3558 nt
Organism: Mangifera indica (mango)
Lineage: Eukaryota; Viridiplantae; Streptophyta; Magnoliopsida; Sapindales; Anacardiaceae
Product: probable LRR receptor-like serine/threonine-protein kinase At3g47570
Exons: 5
Coding region: 1-3558 (1185 amino acids)
Biological process (GO): protein phosphorylation
Molecular function (GO): protein binding; ATP binding; protein kinase activity
Source: RefSeq, a predicted model, not a curated record
AUGGCUACCUUGUCUAUGACAGCCAAAAAUUUAACAACCGAUCAAUCUGCCCUUCUUCAAUUCAAAGCACAUAUCACUUCCGAUCCUUACAGUGUACUGGCGUAUAACUGGUCCAUUUCUAAUCCAAUUUGCAGCUGGGUUGGUAUUUCUUGUGGUGCUCGCCAUGAAAGAGUCAGAGCCUUGAACCUUUCAUUCAUGGAUCUCGGUGGUACCGUCUCUCCACACCUGGGCAAUCUCUCAUUCCUAGUGAAUCUCGAUCUUAGUUACAACAAUUUCCAUGGCCAUCUGCCAAAUGAACUGGGACAAUUACGCCGAUUGAGAGUCUUUUCUGUCGGUAAUAAUAGAAUAAGUGGAGGUAUUCCGGGAUUUAUCGGUCUCUUAUCCAGACUCCAAAUCCUGAAACUCGAAUAUAAUAAUUUCACAGGUACCAUCCCGGAUGUUCUCUUCAAUGUAACUACGCUAGAGGUCUUGUGGGCAAUCGACAAUAAUAUUCAAGGAAGCAUUUCACCAGAGAUUGCAAAGCUCACCAGGCUGAGAGUUUUCUAUAUGGCAAUUAACUUCCUCUCGGGCUUCAUACCUUGGAGUAGCAUCUUCAACAGUUCCUCGCUACAAGGGUUUAGUUUAACCUACAAUUUUAUGUCUGGCAGUGUGCCGGAUGGUCUCUGUAAUCGUCUUCCAAAACUUGAAUGGCUAACUCUAUCUUAUAAUGGACUUUCUGGCCAGCUUCCAAGAAGUUUAGGCAACUGCAGCGAGGCUAAUGGUUAUUCAUUGUCGUACAAUAAAUUCACAGGGCUCAUACCACAAAAUAUUGGAAAUUUGAGUAAGAUUAUGUGGUUGCUUCUUAAUGAUAACAACUUAGAAGGUGGCAUUCCACAAGGGAUUGGCAAGCUGAAGAAUCUACAACAUUUAGCUCUUGGUCACAAUAAUUUAGAUGGUAUAAUUCCUUCCAAAAUUCAAUAUAUAAUUAGCAAUAAAACUAUGUAUACAUACUUUUUUGGUCUCUUCCCGUCAAGCAUCUUAAACAUAUCUUCUCUGGAGUCUAUUUUCCUUGAAAGCAGUGGCCUAUUCGGCAAUCUCCCAGCGGAUAUCUGCAAAUACAUUCCAACACUUGAACAGAUUAAUCUUGAUGGCAAUGCGAUAAGCGGCAAUAUUCCUAAGAAUAUCAAGAACUGUACUUCUCUUACAGCGUUAUCUCUCAGGUUUAACAGCUUAACAGGUGAAAUUGUAGAGGAGAUAGGCCAUUUGCAAAAUCUUCAGAUCCUAAUUCUAGAUUCCAAUAGCUUAAGUGGUGUAAUUCCAGCCUCAAUCUUCAAUAUUUCAAGCAUGGUAAAUAUUAGUUUAACUGGCAAUAAACUUUCAGGCUAUCUACCAUCAACCAUUGGCCAUGGGGUUCCCAACUUGAUGGGUCUUGCCAUAGGGAAUAAUAAACUUACUGGAACAAUCCCCACCUCCAUUACCAAUGCUUCCAAGCUUGCUGUGCUAGAUCUGGCCGUCAACUCAUUUUCUGGGCCUGUUCCAAAUACAUUGGGCAACUUGAAAUUCCUUGAACGGCUUAACCUUAAGACCAAUAACUUCACCACUGAAUCUCCCUCUGCAGAAUGGAGCUUUCUGUCUUCUUUGACAAAGUGCAGGAAACUGAAGAGUCUAGUCUUGGAUCUUAAUCCACUGUAUGGAGUCAUACCACUUUCAAUUGGCAAUUUAUCUGAAACUCUUGAAAUUUUUGUCGCAAGUAAUUGCAAGAUCAAGGGCAGCAUUCCUACAGAGGUGGGUAACUUGCAUAGCUUGAUAAGGUUAGAUCUUUCGGAAAAUGAUUUGAGUGGAUUUAUUCCAACAUCGAUGGGAAAUUUGCAGAAUCUCCAAGGUCUGUGGCUAAAUAAAAAUAACUUUUUGGGAUUCAUUCCUUACGAGCUUUGCCAAUUACACAUGUUAAAUAAACUGCUGUUGAAUGAUAAUAUGCUCUUUGGGGCAAUACCAACAUGUUUGGCGAAUUUGACUUCUCUGAGAGAUCUGCAGUUAGGCUCCAACAAAUUUAACUCUAGCAUUCCCCCAUCAUUAUGGACUCUUCAGUAUAUAUUGCAGAUAAACUUGUCAUCGAAUUCAUUGAGUGGCCUUUUAUCUCCAGGUAUACAGAGUUUGAAGGUCUUGAGAGAUCUAGAUUUGUCAAAAAAUCUCUUGUCAGGAAACAUUCCCACUACCGUUGGGGGCCUUCAAGCUCUUGAAACUCUAUCUUUGGCAGACAAUAGAUUUGAAGGUGCCAUCCCCAACACAUUUGGGGCAUUGAUAAGCUUGGUAUCCUUGGAUCUUUCAAACAACAGUCUUUCCGGUGAAAUUCCCAAAUCAUUGGAGGCGCUCACCUAUCUCAAAAGCUUCAAUGUCUCUGUAAAUAAUUUACAAGGGGAAAUUCCAAGCAAAGGUCCUUUCAAAACAUUUUCUGCUCGAUCCUUUUUAUUAAAUCAUGCAUUGUGCGGUUUGCCAAGGCAAGGGGUUCCUCUUUGCAAUGUUGACACCAUUAACCAAUCAAAACUACUAGUAAUGAAAUACAUUUUGCCUUCAGUCCUACCAAUUUUAUUGGUAGUGAUUGUAACUUUUGUCUUCAUAAGGUAUCAUUAUAAAAGAAAACAUUCUCUAGUUGAUCAAGUUGAUUCGUUACCUUUAGCAACAUGGAGAAGAACAUCAUAUCUAGAAAUUCAACGAGCCACCGAUGAUUUUAGUGAGUGUAACUUGCUUGGUAUUGGCAGCUUCGGUUCAGUAUUCAAAGGGAUACUUUCAGAUGGAACUAUAGUUGCAAUAAAAGUCUUUAAUUUGCAAGUAGAAAGAGUACUUAAAAGCUUUGAUUCUGAAUGUGAAGUAUUGCGUAACAUUCGUCAUCGAAAUCUCAUAAAAAUCGUGAGCAGUUGUUGUAAUACCGAUUUUAAGGCCUUGAUACUUGAAUUCAUGCCCAAUGGUAGUCUUGAGAAGUGGUUGUAUUCUCACAACUAUUUUCUGGAUAUGCUACAAAGGUUGAACAUAAUGAUAGAUGUUGCAUCGGCUCUUGAAUAUCUCCAUCAUGAUUAUUCAACACCAGUCAUCCAUUGUGAUUUGAAGCCUCAGAACAUCUUAUUGGAUGAAGAUAUGGUCGCCCAUGUGGGUGAUUUUGGCAUUGCCAAGCUCUUAGACGAAGGAGAUUCGAAGACACAAACCCUUACAUUAGCGACUAUGGGGUAUAUGGCACCAGAGUAUGGAUCAACGGGGAUUGUGUCCACAAGAGGAGAUGUCUACAGUUUUGGGAUUUUGUUGAUGGAAGCUUUUACGAGAAAGAAGCCCACAGAUGAGAUGUUUGCUAGAGAAAUAAGUUUAAAGAGCUUGGUGGAGGCAUCAUUGCCUGAUACAGUAACAGAAGUUGUGGAUGCUAAUCUAUUAAGAGAUGAGAAUGGUUUUGAUGCCAAAGUGAAUUGCAUGUUAAGCAUCAUGAAUUUGGCUUUGAAUUGUUCCAUGGAGUCACCCGAACAGAGGAUCAAUAUGAAAGAUGCCUUGGCAAAACUCAAAAAGAUCAAAUUGCAGUUUCAGCAAGAUGUAUGA